AUGGUCAAGUAUCUGCACCGUAUAGCAGCACUGGCCAAACGACUGCAGCAUACGCUCGGCCCUUCAAGGACAGCCGGAUGUCGCGGCGGCGCUACAGAUGUAGGCACUGGUUUAUCGAUACCCCGAGCUAAAACGCAUAUGUCGCAAACGGACGGUCGUACGACGAAUCAUGUAGCUGAAAAUGUGAGUGAAAGUUCUGCGGUUCGUGACAAUCAGCGUGACCCCGGCCAUCAACGACUAAAUCCUCCAGAGUCAGGUCGGCCCAACAUGCGGACAGCUUCACCAGCUUUGGCACGGAUGCAUCGCUCGUCUUUCAAACGCGAUUCUGCAGUUCGUCGCUCUUUAGGUGGAACGGCGAUACCGCCAUCCUGGUUGAAUGAUGACCCAUUUUCAGUCUAUGAUACCAGUCGGACCCAUGUGGACGAGACUCCUCCUUCCCCACUGCCUUCGGAUCCACACAGAGAAUCUCGCACUCUCGAUGUUGCUCCGUUGCUGCAUGUUCGAGUUGUCCGUUUACCAAGUUUGGAUGAUCUUGGCUUCUCUUUGGAUUCGUAUUCACAUCCUACCACCGGCCAAUUUCUCGGUUUACGGUUAUGCGAUCGAUUUCAAAGUCGAAAAAUCCAUUUUGAGGCUCGUGACAAUUGCCCUUUUGAGGCUGGCGAUUUAAUUGUCUCGGUCAACCAACACCGUCUGUCCGGCAUGCAUGAAUCACAGGCGAUCCGUUACGUAUACAAUGCUUUUCGUGAUGCUCGUCAAUACACUGUGGAAUUUGGGGUAUUCCGUCUUCCAGUCACACCUGAAAAGAGUUCCCAAUCUCGAACAGCUCAAAAACAAUACUAUGAGCCGUCCACACUGCCCAGUCGUACGUCUCGCGAUAAAAGGUUUUCUGCCACUUAUCUGCUUGAUCCUGUCCCUCCCACGGAUAUAAAGGAAAUCGAUGCAACACAACACCAACCGCGUCGUGUACCCACCCGAAAAUCUGCUGCCAAGUCGGAGUCCCAUGUCACUCCGAUUCCAUCUCCAAGACCUGAUUCUUUACGACUGUCCAAGAAUUUUUCGGCGGGUACCGAAUCACCUGACACGUCGACAGUUUCCAAUGCUCCCACACCAGUACCACCACCACGUUUAAUCUCCUCGCCUUCGACCUUGCAUAGCCGUGAUUCUCACACGGCAAAAAAGCCGCUUCCCUCCGAGACCGAUCCUUCUGUGAUGUCCCCGACCCGUUUGGGCAGUUCCGUUCGUGGGAGGACUAGCACACGUGCUGGCUUCGAUAAAUCAGGCUCUUUAAAGAUGCACAGAAGGUCUUUUAGCGGGUUGCAAACUCGUGCCGGACCGCCUAGAAGAGUCGAUUUGGGUAUACUGCCCCACUCUGAUCCACUCGUCGCCUGUGCGGCGCAGCAUGUGGUCAAACCACUGAGCGAAUCGUUUAUUGUGUCGUCGAAAUGA
Molecule: messenger RNA, 1446 nt
Organism: Echinostoma caproni
Lineage: Eukaryota; Metazoa; Platyhelminthes; Trematoda; Plagiorchiida; Echinostomatidae
Source: the annotation of a GenBank genome assembly